Molecule: messenger RNA, 1420 nt
Organism: Camellia sinensis
Lineage: Eukaryota; Viridiplantae; Streptophyta; Magnoliopsida; Ericales; Theaceae
Source: RefSeq, a predicted model, not a curated record
AUGGCUUUGAUCUCUUUCUUCUUCAUGGCCUUUGUAGCUUUGUCUUCCAUUUCUUUGAAUUCCAUUGGAAAGCGAUACCAUCCAGCGAGGAUGCUUACCCUUGUUUAUCAACCAUUUGCACUUGGAACAAUGGCAAUACUUGCAUAUAAUGAGUCAAAGAUCGAUACAAGGAAGCGUAUCUUGAUCGGAUACAUCAUUUUCUUCAUAGGUACUUUGUCUCUCCUCGUUUUGGAUUUAGUCACAUCCGGGAAGGGCGGUACUGGAAAUUACAUUGGUGUAUGUGCCAUUGUGGCUGCCUUUGGAGUUGCAGAUGCUCAUGUUCAAGGAGGAAUGGUAGGAGACCUGUCCUUCAUGUGCCCUGAGUUCAUCCAAACUUUCCUAGCUGGCUUGGCUGCAUCAGGAGCUCUCACGUCUGCUUUGAGGUUAAUCACGAAAGCCGUCUUUGAAAAAUCUAGUAAUGGUCUGCGGAAGGGAGUUAUGUUGUUCCUUGCAAUCUCAACAUUCUUUGAGUUUCUAUGCAUAUUCUUAUAUGCGUUCAUCUUCCCUAAACUACCAAUUGUGAAGUACUAUCGAGCAAAAGCAGCCUCAGAAGGGUCGAAAACUGUUUCAUCAGACCUUGCUGCUGCUGGCAUCCAAACAGAAGCGGCAAGCCAAGAAGUUGAAGCUGAUGAUAAACAACAACAACAGCGGUUGAACAGCAAGCAACUGUUUUUUCAGAACAUAGACUUUGCAUUGGUCUUGUUUUUUAUAUUUGUCCUGACUUUGUCAAUCUUCCCUGGAUUCUUAUUCGAAAACACUAAAUCACAUCACCAGUUAGGGUCAUGGUAUACACUCGUUCUGGUAGCAAUGUACAAUGUAUGGGAUUCGAUAUCAAGAUACAUUCCCCUUGUGGAGAGACUCAAGCUAAAAUCGCGAAAAGGACUUUUGUUUGCAACUAUAUCUCGAGUUUUGUUUAUCCCUGCAUUCUAUUUCACUGCAAAGUAUGGUGGUCUGGGAUGGAUGAUAAUGCUCAUAUCUUUCUUGGGACUAACAAACGGUUAUCUCACUGUCUGUGUCCUUACAGAAGCUCCCAAAGGCUACAAGGGUCCGGAGCAAAACGCCUUGGGUAAUUUGCUAGUGUUAUGUGUUCUAGGCGGCGUAGUUGCAGGAGUUUCUCUCGAUUGGUUGUGGCUUAUUGGCAGUAAUGAGCAGUUUUAGAGGGCAAUUCCUUCGAAUUCCAACCUCUCAAAAUAAAAAUUGUGAAAUACAUGUGUCUUGAUCUCUUGAUGAAGAAAGACAGUCUUGGAUAUGAAGUUGGAUCAUGAAAACACCAUAGACAAAUUGAAGUGUGAUCGUGUUCUUUUUAUUGUUAAACAAGUCCAUCCUUGACUGUGAAUUGUUCUAAAACAAAAAAAAAAAUUUAGUGUGAUGCUUGUUUUCA